GCCGGUGGUGUACAGCUACGUGAGAAUCAGAGGGGGUGCGGGAGAGGAAGAGCAAUCAGCAAUCAGCGAGUGGGAGGGAAUGUGGCAGUGUGGGAGUUAAAAGCUUUUCUGCAGCUCCGAGGGAACAUCUCCUGACUGCAGUGGGAAGAUAAAGGAACAGGACAGGUUGUCUUCAGAUUCUACAAAUGUUGGCUUGCCAUGUUGAGAUUUUUCCAACCACGGUGUUCUUCAAGACAGUUCACUUACAAGGCACAUCAUUGGACCAGUACAGCAGCUAAGAUGAUUGAACUAGGAUACAAAAGGAAAAUGCUAAAGUGCCCUAGAGCUUGUAUGUCUGAGACUUCAGUUCAGCACUGAAAAUCGUCAAGGAUACCUUCAAGAAAAACUGGGCAGACAACACAUGGACAUUCUCUAAAAGGAUCAUCACUGCUUUCCUCUGCACGGCGUUGCAUUUUGUCUUUAUCAUCAUUUUUUUCCCCCAGCAGCCUCAGAGGCGCCAGUGAAGAUGAAGGCAAAUGAAAUGUAGUAGAAGCAGAGAUGGGAGAGGCUGCAGCAGGGAAAGCUGCUGUGAAGAUGCACGAGGGAUGCAUCUGGGGCUCAGACGAAGCGAUCUGCCCAGGGCAACGCAGCAGCUGAGCAAAAGAGCCAUCCCCAGUGCUUCUCCCUUGUAAUGUAAGCCAUCUACAAUUACGAUGCUGUCCAAGAUGUGGAGCUCUCCCUGCAGGUCGGCGACACCGUUCACAUUUUGGAGAUGUAUGAAGGCUGGUACCGAGGAUACACGCUCCGAAAUAAGUCAAAGAAGGGCAUUUUCCCAGAAACGUAUAUCCAUUUAAAAGAGGCAACCGUGAAGGACCGGGGACAACAUGAAACGGUGAUUCCGGGUGAACUGCCACUUGGGCAAGAACUUACAUCCACCCUGAGGGAGUGGGCAGUUAUCUGGCACAAGUUAUACGUGGAUAACAAGACAACACAGUUUCGUCAUGUCCAACAAUUGACUUACAGCCUGAUAGAGUGGAGAUCACAGAUAUUAUCUGGGACUCUUCCCAAGGAUGAGCUGGCUGAACUCAAGAAGAAAGUCACUGCUAAAAUUGACUAUGGCAACAGGAUCCUGGGUUUGGACCUGGUUGUACGAGAUGACAACGGGAACAUCUUGGACCCAGAUGAAACCAGCACAAUCUCUCUUUUCAAGGCCCAUGAAACUGCAUCCAAAAGGAUUGAUGAAAGAAUCCAGGAAGAAAAGUCCCUGCAACAGAAUUUGGAGCUCCGAGGGCAGCCAAUAUUUAACACAACGCACACAUACAGCCUGUAUGUAAACUUCAAGAAUUUUGUCUGUAAUAUUGGAGAAGAUGCAGAGCUGCUAAUGAGCCUCUAUGACCCUGACCUCUCCAAAUUCAUCAGUGAAAAUUACCUUGUUCGUUGGGGCAGCAAUGGGAUGCCGAAGGAAAUUGAGAAGCUAAAUAACCUUCAAGCAGUCUUUACUGAUUUAAGCAGUUCGGAUUUGAUCAGACCGAAAAUCAGCCUGGUGUGUCAGAUUGUGAGGGUGGGACAUAUGGAGCUGAAAGAUGGGAAGAAACACACGUGUGGACUCCGGAGACCAUUUGGCGUGGCAGUGAUGGACAUAACAGAUAUCAUACAUGGGAAGGUGGACGAUGAGGAAAAGCAACAUUUUAUUCCAUUUCAGCAGAUUGCCAUGGAAACAUACAUCAGACAGCGACAGCUAAUUAUGUCCCCACUGAUAACUUCCCAUGUGAUUGGAGAAAAUGAGCCCCUCACUUCUGUCUUCAACAAAGUCAUCGCUGCAAAGGAAGUGAAUCAUAAAGGGCAAGGUCUUUGGGUUUCCCUGAAGCUGCUUCCUGGUGACCUAGCACAGGUUCAGAAGGAUUUUUCCCACCUUGUAGACAGAUCGACUGCUGUGGCUCGCAAAAUGGGGUUCCCUGAGAUAAUUCUUCCUGGUGAUGUUCGAAAUGAUAUCUACGUCACUCUGAUACAAGGAGAGUUUGACAAAGGGAAGAAGAAGACUCCUAAGAACGUAGAAGUCACCAUGUCUGUACAUGAUGAGGAUGGCAAUCUCCAAGAGAAAGCUAUUCAUCCUGGUGCUGGUUACGAAGGUGUCUCUGAGUAUAAGUCUGUUGUUUAUUAUCAAGUCAAGCAACCAUACUGGUAUGAAACUGUAAAGGUAUCCAUUGCAAUAGAGGAAGUCAGUCGUUGCCAUUUAAGAUUCACUUUUCGUCAUCGGUCAUCACAGGAAUCUAGGGAUAAGUCUGAGAGAGCUUUUGGCAUGGGCUUUGUGAAGCUGAUGAAUGCAGAUGGAACAACACUACAGGAUGGCAAACACAACUUGAUUAUUUAUAAGGGUGAUAACAAGAAAAUGGAAGAUGCAAAAUGCUAUUUAACUCUUCCUUAUACAAAAGUGGAAAUGGAGGAGAAGGAGACCCCCUCAGGGAAAAGUCUGCACCAUCUCGCCAACUUUACACCCAACAAAGACAGUACAAAAGACAGCUUCCAGAUUGCCACUUUAAUCUGCUCCACCAAGCUCACCCAGAAUGUUGACCUGCUGGGUUUGUUGAACUGGCGUUCCAACUCUCAGAACAUUGCCCACAACCUAAGGAAGCUAAUGGAGGUAGAAGGAGGAGAAAUUGUAAAGUUUUUGCAAGACACUCUUGACGCGCUUUUCAACAUCAUGAUGGAAAUGUCAGAAAAUGAAACCUAUGACUUCCUUGUGUUUGAUGCCCUGGUAUUUAUUAUUUCCUUGAUCGGAGACAUAAAGUUCCAGCAUUUCAACCCUGUACUUGAAACUUACAUUUACAAGCACUUCAGUGCAACUCUAGCAUACGUGAAACUCACUAAAGUGCUGAACUGCUACGUGGGAAAUGCCGAUGACUCCAGCAAGACAGAACUGCUGUUUGCUGCUCUGAAAGCCUUGAAAUACCUCUUCCGAUUCAUCGUUCAGUCACGAAUAUUGUACUUGAGGUUUUAUGGGAAAAGUGAAGAUGGUGAUGAAUUUUAUACUGCAAUACGCCAGCUGUUCUUCUCCUUCAAUGUCCUCAUGGACCGUCCUUUAGAGGAGGCUGUCAAGAUUAAGGGCGCAGCUUUAAAGUAUUUGCCGAGCAUCAUAAACGAUGUCAAACUGGUCUUUGACCCUGUUGAACUCAGCAACCUCUUCGGCAACUUCAUCCAAAGCAUUCCCGACAACCAGUUGGUUCGACAGAAGCUGAACUGCAUGACCAAGAUCGUUGAGAGCGAUCUGUUUAAGCAGCCCGAAUGCAGAGGUGCUCUUCUCCCUCUGCUGAUAGACCAGCUGAGUGGGCAGCUGGAUGACAACUCAAACAAGCCCGACCACGAGGCCAGCUCACAGCUACUGAGCAGUGUUCUGGAAGUUCUGGAUAGGAAAGAUGUGGGGCCCACGGCUGACCACAUCCAGCAGAUCAUGGAACGCUUGCUAAGGAGAAUAAACCGCACGGUGAUUGGAAUGAGCAGACAAUCUCCACACAUUGGAAUUUUUGUGGCCUGCAUGACAGCCAUCCUGAGGCAGAUGGAUGACGUCCAUUACAACCAUUACAUCAAUACUUUCAAAACCAGGCAGGACAUUAUUGACUUCCUGAUGGAAACAUUCAUUAUGUUUAAGGAUUUGAUUGGAAAAAAUGUCUAUGCAUCUGACUGGAUGGUCAUGAAUAUGAUGCAGAGCAGGGUUUUCCUCAGGGCAGUGAACCAAUUUACCUCUGUGCUCAACCGCUUCUUCCUGGAUCAAGCAAGUUUUGAGCUCCAGCUCUGGAAUAACUAUUUCCAUUUGGCAGUGGCCUUUCUCACUCAUGAAUCCCUCCAGCUGGAGACGUUCUCACAAGCCAAGCGCAGCAAAAUUAUCAAGAAGUAUGGGGACAUGAGGAAAGAAAUUGGCUUCAAAAUAAGGGAUAUGUGGUAUAACCUGGGUCCCCACAAAAUAAAGUUUAUUCCGGCAAUGGUAGGCCCAAUCCUGGAGGUAACUUUGGUCCCAGAGCCUGAGCUACGGAAAGCUACCAUUCCCAUCUUCUUUGAUAUGAUGCAGUGCGAAUACAACUUCAGUGGGAAUAGAAACUUUCAUAUGUUUGAAAACGAGUUGAUAACCAGACUGGACCAGGAAGUCGAGGGAGGCAGAGGGGACGAACAGUACAAGAUUUUGCUGGAGAAACUCCUCUUGGAGCACUGUCGGAAGCAUAAAUACCUGUCUGCAUCUGGAGAAAAGUUUGCUUGGCUGGUCAGCAGCUUGCUGGAGAACCUGCUGGACUACAGAACAAUCAUGCACGAUGAAAGCAAGGAGAACCGCAUGAGCUGCACUGUCAAUGUGCUGAAUUUUUAUAAGGAGAAGAAACGAGAGGACAUUUAUAUCAGAUAUCUGUAUAAACUCCGGGACCUGCACACAGACUGUGAGAACUUCACCGAGGCAGCAUACACCCUCCUCCUCCAUGCAGAGCUGCUCCAGUGGUCUGAGAAGCCAUGUGUCCCCCAUCUGCUGCAGAGGGACAGCUACUAUGUCUACUCACAACAGGAACUCAAGGAGAAACUCUAUCAAGAAAUUAUCUCCUUCUUCGACAGGGGCAAAAUGUGGGAAAAAGCCAUUCAGCUAAGCAAAGAGUUGGCUGACAUGUAUGAAAACAAGGUUUUUGAUUACGAGGGACUCGGUAAUCUCCUGAAAAAACGAGCUACUUUUUAUGAAAAUAUUAUGAAGGCAAUGAGACCUCAACCAGAGUACUUUGCAGUUGGAUACUAUGGUCAGGGUUUCCCCUCUUUCCUCCGGAACAAAAUUUUUAUCUACCGUGGCAAGGAGUAUGAACGAAGGGAAGACUUCAACCUGAAGCUCCUCACCCAGUUUCCUAGCGCUGAGAAGAUGACCAGCACUGCCCCUCCAGGAGAGGAGAUCAAAUCUUCUCCUAAACAGUAUGUGCAGUGCUUUAUAGUGAAGCCUGUGAUGAACCUGCCACCUAAUUAUAAAGACAAACCUGUUCCUGAACAGAUCUUAAACUACUACAGAGCAAAUGAGGUGCAGCAGUUCACGCACUCCCGACCAUUCAGAAAAGGAGAAAAGGAUCCAGAGAACGAAUUUGCUACUAUGUGGAUAGAAAGGACAACCUACACGACAGCAUAUUCGUUUCCAGGCAUCCUCAAGUGGUUUGAAGUCAGACAGAUUACAACGGAAGAGAUCAGCCCGUUGGAGAACGCCAUAGAAACGAUGGAGCUCACCAAUGAGAAAAUCAGCAACAUUGUCCAGCAGCAUGUCUGGGACCGGAGUCUUCCUGUGCAUCCUCUCUCUAUGCUCCUCAAUGGGAUUGUGGACCCAGCAGUCAUGGGAGGAUAUACCAACUAUGAAAAGGCCUUUUUCACAGAGAAAUAUCUUCAAGAGCAUCCUGAAGAUCAAGAUAAAAUUGAACUGCUUAAGCAAUUGAUUGCUCUACAGAUGCCAUUGUUAGCAGAGGGAAUUAGAAUCCACGGCGAGAAGCUGACAGAGCAGCUGAAGCCUCUGCACGACAGACUGACAGCCUGUUUCAAAGAGCUGAAGAAGAAGGUGGAGAAGCAGUAUGGCGUAAUAACCUUGCCUCCCUCCCUGACCGAAAGGAAACCAAGCAGGUCAGGCUCUGUGGUGUUGCCCUACAUCAUGUCUUCCACGCUGAGACGGCUCUCUGUCACAUCUGUGGCCUCUUCUGUGGUCUCUACAUCUUCCACGUCGUCUGAUAGCACUUCCUCCAGGCCCGGUUCAGAUGGAUCUAUUCUGGAGCCUCUCUUGGAGAGAAGAAUAUCAGCAGCUUCCAGAGCUGAGGACCUGCCCAUCAAAGAAGAUGGUGAUAACAGGAUUUGCAAACUGAAGCGGAAGGAGUGGAGUAUUAGCAAGUCUCAGGUUAUUGUGGAGAAGGAGCCAGAAAUGGAACUGACUUCCAAAAUGAGCACGUCAGGAAAAGCUCAAAGGCCAAAGAGUCUUCAGUUAGGAGACAACAGGCUGACUUUGCUUCAGGGUUCUUCUCUCCAGCAGUCAACGCCUCUCAGCCCACCACCCAUAACUCCCAAAACCCCAAGAACCCACAGUUUUCCCUCAUUGCAGUCGGAUGGAUUGCCAGCUGCUAGCUUGCAGAGCACCCCACCCCCACCUCCGCCCAAGAGCAAACCCUAUGAGAAUAGCAACCCGAGGAACUCUGUGGAGGUUGCUCCACCACUACCAAGCAGACGUGAAGCCAAACCUCCCCCUCCACCCCCAAAAACCAGAAAAUCCAGCGUCCUCUCUUCAGAGCAAGGAUUGCAGUGAGGAUUAUUACUUGCUUGCCUAACAGCAAGUGCCUAGAGAGAAAUGGCUGCUUUCUCUUCACUGAUGUGCUGGGGCUUUCUACCCUAAAGACUAGUGAUCUCGUUUGCCAUUCCAUUCACUUCCAUUGAAGUUGUCCCUGGGAAGUACCAAAAGGAACUCUUGAUGUAACUGUAUUCCCAACCUCUGGUUUACCUUUCCAAUAAUGAGACACUAAUCACAUAGGGGAAGAAGUCAGCCUACUGGAAUUCUUGUCUUAGUCUUGUCUGUCCUGAAUUUUAUCACUGAUGCAAUUUCAGCGGCUCGUUCCUAGUCUAAAACCAUCACAGCAGUGAUUUGAAACCAGUGCUCGAACCGAAGUGAGCCACACCAGUAUGAGAUGUGUUCUGCAGUAUUUCCACAUGGGUUCAUGACAGCUUUGUAGCUGUACUAAAGCACAAAUCCCUCCUUCUGUCGCUGUAGACAAGCCCUGAUUUGCAUGAAGUGAGACGGAUCGCAGCCGUGCGAUGUCAGGUGUCGGUGUGUGAUGUGUGGUCUCCUAAGAUUCAUGAUUGCAGGCAGAGACCUGAGCAUUGUUAGCAGAAUAAGAAACCUCUUUUCUGCUGCUCAUCAUGUGUAUUUAAGAUGAAGUGCAGACGUUCUGCCUUACACCGUCUCUGCUCCGGUAGUGGCAGUUGCUCACUCCCAAUGGAGGGUUUAGGUUUGCUGGUACUUAAUCAUAAUUUCACUGUUGAUUCUGGUUUUAACACUACAGAGCAGUUGAUAUUCCUUCCUUUGUUAUGUUGCUACUUUGUUUUGCAUCUGGGACAAAGGCUUCAUCUUCGUGCUUUUUGAAUAGGGUGUAAAAAGUGACUUUUCUCCUGUGAAUGUCUUAGAAUGGGUAGAAGUUGUGUCGAUACCAGCACUGUAUUGAUACCAGCAACCUGGGGAGGAUGGAGUCUGUACUGUAACAUUUCCUUGGGCUGGCCGUAUCCUCACAAACAGAAAUAAGUAUCAUCCUCCUUUCCCUCCUCCUCAUGUGGAGUACUUGCACUUUGAUUUGUGACCUCCCUUGGUCUAAGUUGUUCACAGCCACUAGACUUUGAGGAGCCACUUGGAUCUUGGAUGUGUGGAAGACUUGUCAAUUAACCACCACGCUUCCUGUUGUUUGGAUUACUCCAGCUCUGCAGCUUUUCUUUCCUUGGAGAACGAGAUAAUUAUAUUAUUUAUGAGUAUUUUAUUAAUCUGCUUAAUUAUUCUCUUUCAGUUAUUUAUUUCCUGCUCUCUCAAAAUGUCAACAUCAGUCCUUUCAUUUUAUUUAUUCUGAAGUAGAGAAAUGUCCUGAUCUUGGGUUUUAACCUUUUAAAAUUCCUGUUAUCCAUGCACGCAGUUAGAAGAGCCUUUCCUCAUGGCUAUAUAGCGACCAAAGAUAGAGCACAAACAUCAAUACUCCAUAUAUAUGGACCAGAUGGGCCUUGUGCAGUGCUUAAGCUGGAAGGAAGUUCAAUUGAAAGUUGACUUGCAGCCUGCAUUUCAGGUCUGUUCUACCACGGAAUGAUCACUCCAAAAAUAGUUCCAGCAGCUCUUUCUUGCUGUGUGGAGCGGGACCUUCCUAAACUCCCAGUUUCAGAACUCAUUCCCCUUAUGAGGAACUUCACUGUUAUCUUUUCAAGCAACGUAGUUAUAACUUUCUUACAUAUCCCCCCAGAGGUGUCACUGCCACUUGGUGCCACAUUUCUUUCUUCUAGGAAAUGAUAUUGCUUAUUACCUGUCGCUGUCAUUAAGUUCCUGAUUAUCAGGUGUAAUUUAUGGAGACACAUUAAGAACCCUGCUGUGGAUGUUGCUCACAGGAUACCGGGGUUUUUUUGUUUGAUUUGUUGUGGGUUUUUUUUGCAGGCCACUGCACCAAUAUUCUGCUCACACGACUUAACUGAGUUUUAUUGCCCUACUGAAAAAUUAAAGUUGUUUGAGAUAGGCUUUAAUUAGGUUUCAGCUCUUCUUCAGAGAAAAACAAAAUCAAAGAAUCCCUAUUCUGACUGUGAGGACCAAAGUUGCCCUGUCUGUUGUUCUUUUAUGUUCCUUUGCCUUCUGUGUGACUCCAGUUCAUGAAACCUGCAUUUAUUUUGCUGCAUGUAUGGCUCUGCAAACAGAUUGCACUCAUUAAAGGGUCAUAUCAGAUUCCCAUCACAGAGCAGGAUGGAGACGUUGGGGAAGUUGCACUGCAGUCACAGUUGUGCUCUCUAUAGCUCACAUGCAAUUGUCUUCUGGGCCGUUGCCUUCUCAGGGGAAAUCUUUGAAACCAUUCUGGACAACCUGAGUGUGUUUCACCACCUCUGCAGUGCAUUGCAGGGCUUGUCAGCUCUGCGUUAUGUUCCUGGGCACAGAUGCUGCCUGACUUGAACACCACUUGGGUUUUCUUGUCUUUCAUUUCUUGUCCACUUCUCCCUCCUCUUGUAAGCACCAUCUUCCUUCUGCUGCUGUCGCACACAAACUGAAGGAUCCUUUCAAACUCUUCACUUGAACAAGAACUUUUUGUCUUCAGCAAGAGUUCCGUUAAGGCACAGCCCUAUGGUGAGGUGUGAGUGAUAGAAAGGUAGGCAUCAACUCCACCUUUAGUAAUUCAGUGCCUUGCCUUUGUUCCCUCAUUCCUUGGUUCUUUUCCUUUCCAGAGCAGGUUUGCUUUUAAUUCCUUUGGUAAGUCAGCAGGAAGUUUGGCUAGUGGCUUCUCAUGGGCUAAGAGGACAGCAGUCUGGUUUGGUUGUUUCAGUUCCAAGUGAUGUUUGAGUGAUAAUUCCCUGCCUUUCUGAUCUGCUUUAUUAACUUCAACUUGUAGAUGUACCUUGUGCAUCCAGUGGGUAUUUUUCCUGGAGCAUGGAGCUAGUCCAUGCAAAAAGACCUCACUGGGGGAAGCCUGACCUUGGGAAGAGUUCUUCAGCCAAUCUUUAAUGACCCUAUACUCCACGCUUUUCAACUUCAAGGAUGUUUGGUUCUGCCUGCUAGUCCGGGCCCUUUGCUUUGUAGUCUCUUUUUUCCCCAUUUGUUUCCUAUUCCUAUGAUUACAGACUAGUUGUACAUACAGAGUACCUGGCACAUAAGUGGUUAAUUAUCCCCUCCCUCCCUUUCCUCCCUUGGCUCGUGCCUCUAUCAGCCCCAGGGAAAAAGUGAACCCAGUCAUUGUCUCUCCUGAUGCUUAUGAUGUCCACAUCCCCAAAUACAUGGUGGGGAGAAGUAGGGCGGUGGUGGAACCCCACCCCUGCGUUCAGCAGGGCCUGAAACAAGCCUUUCAUUUGCAUCUUCAGCUCUCACAACAGAGCCAGCAGUGAGGAUGCUGUCUCCCCAUAGCUCUGCCUUGCAGUCGCCCCAUCCCACCUGGUGGCUCCAUGAUGCUUCUCAUGGUGCACUCUCUGCAGCUCAUUCCAUUCUUCCCACUGCGGUGGUUGUCAUCGUGAGACAUCACCUCCCUGCAAGGAAAGGAGCAGCUGAUGCUGAACUAUGGAGCGAGGAGAUCUCCCUCCCUAAAAUGCUGUGCAAAUUUUCUACGCCAACAGUUGAAGUUUUGGGGGCAUUUUAAUUCUUUCUUAGCAUUAUUGUUGUACUAGGGCCUGUUGGAAGUGCUGGAAACUCUUCCCUUUUUCUUGCCUUUGGUCAAACUAGCUUGUGGGUAGGAGUUGAGUUUUCUUCAGUGUAUUACUGACUGUGUGAAGCGUUCUGUUCUUAGCUGAUACAAGUCAGCAGAGCCUACGUAGAUCUACACGAUGGGAUUUCUGUGCUUUGCCCAAGUGACGUGGGCCUUUGUUUGGGCCAGUUUUGGAAAACAGCAUUGUCCUUCUCAGUGCCGGGUUUUUAAAAGCAAUUGGGCUCUUAAGUGUGUGAGUAAGCAGGGGGCCCGAAUGCUUUUAAUUAAGGAGAAUUUAGUGCAAAAUCCCACCAGAUCUCUGAUUUUUUUUAUUUUUUUUCAAUGAAAAUGUUCUGCUCUUUGCUACAAUACCUAAGUUCUGAGAUUUCAUCUUCAGAGACUGCUUAAGUUCUCACUACUUCGUUUUCGAGAUGAGAAAUGGCAUUCCAUGUCACUUAAAUGACUUUGGAAGCAUCACUCAAUGUCAUCUAAAGCGUAGGACUGAAAAUGGGAGUCCAAGAUCAAUCCAUAAUGGUGAUCUCCGCAUAGCAGAACUGAAAGCAAACAGCAGCAUUUGUACCGAGCUCAUGGCUUAGAAUAAAACAGAGUUCAAUAUGCAGACUGCAGAGAAGACACGGUCUGAGUCCCAUCUCACAGCUACGCUGUCCACUGCUAGUGUUGAAUUUCAAGUCGUAGAGAGGAUCUUUUUUCUUUUCUUUGGAGAAAUAUGCUCAACACUUGUUUCCUGGAGCUUUUAAUUAAAGCUCGUCACGCUGUGCUAAAUUCCUUUAAAAAUGUUACAGGCUCUAAUCCACAUCAGGGAAGAGAGAAGCAGAGAGCUUUCCAUUUCAGUGGAUUAUGGGAUUAGGAAAGGACACCGAUUCCAGUGAGAACAGCUCUGUGAUCUGCGGUGGCAGAAAUACCAUCCUGGCCAUGUAGCAGUUGUUGAGAACCCGUAUCCAAUCCCCACCGUGCUGUGCAGCCCAGAGCACGUUGCCCAGAUGAACAGCAGGUUGGACUUGUAGCGAUAAUGGCUCGGAUUUCCUCUCCUUAUUUAUUUUUCGAAUUGUAAAUGGCAAUAAGAAGUUUUAAGAUGUCUGUCACUUGACUGUAACCCUUUUCUUAAAUGUAAAAACAUUCCUGACGACUACUGCUACCAUUUUUCAGUUUCUUUUAAUUAAAAAAUUCUGUGUCUUAUGUU
Messenger RNA from Numida meleagris (helmeted guineafowl), 11061 nucleotides. RefSeq names its product dedicator of cytokinesis 5 (gene DOCK5). The transcript is spliced from 56 exons. Gene Ontology annotation, molecular function: GTPase activator activity; small GTPase binding; guanyl-nucleotide exchange factor activity. Bases 752 to 6268 code for a protein of 1838 amino acids. The record is from RefSeq and is a predicted model, not a curated record. NCBI's taxonomy places the organism in Eukaryota, Metazoa, Chordata, Aves, Galliformes, Numididae. Gene Ontology annotation, cellular component: cytoplasm; plasma membrane. Gene Ontology annotation, biological process: small GTPase-mediated signal transduction; cell migration.